AAGUUUGGUGGAACGUCAGAGUUGUGUGUCACUUUGAAAAUAAACGUGGUUUUUUCAUCACGUUUUUCUCGGAGGAUUUUUUAAUCCUUCCCGUGCUUGGAUCUGAGCACUUUCAGUGUUUAGUGAUUGACUGUAUCCCUGAGGAGUAAAUUUCUCUGAAAUAGUGCGAAUUUAACGUGAAUCUCAUAUUAAAAAAGCCAUCGAAAGGUCGAGCAUGAUUUUUUGAAAGGUGCUCUUUGUGCUUCUGAACUGUCCAGGAACACUUCUAGCCAUGGAAGUGGAAAAUGCUGUGAAUGGUGUUGUUGUGGUUAAGGCAAAGUCUGUGAGGAAGGUAUUUAAGCCAGCAACGUCCAGAACGUUGAAUAAAAUCCCUCAAGACAUUCUUCUGAAUCCCGAAAUCAAUGCAGCUAUCGAGGCUCUGCCCAAGAAUUACAAUUUUGAGCUCCACAAGACCAUUUGGCGAGUGAGGGAGACCAAAGCCAAGAGAGUAGCUCUGCAGCUACCAGAGGGUUUGCUGGUGUUCAGUUUGGUCCUCUGUGACAUCCUGGAACGCUUCACGGAGGCAGAUGUCGUGAUAAUGGGUGAUGUGACUUAUGGGGCUUGCUGUGUGGAUGAUUUUACUGCUAAGGCUCUGGGAGCUGAUUUAUUGGUGCACUAUGGGCAUAGCUGCCUAAUCCCUGUGGACAGGAUGACAGGAAUUCGUGUCCUGUAUGUCUUUGUGGACAUCAAAAUUGAUGCUCUGCACUUUGUGGACAGUGUCAAGGCUAACUUCCCUUCGAAUAAGCAUCUGGCUCUCGUGAGUACCAUUCAGUUCGUGACAACACUCCAUGCAGCAGCCAAUCAUCUCCGGGAAGCUGGAUUCACAGUGACAGUGCCCCAAUCUCGUCCCCUGAGUCCUGGAGAGAUUCUAGGCUGCACAGCUCCAAAGCUGCCAGAAUCCUGCGAUACCCUGAUCUAUCUGGGUGAUGGCAGAUUCCACCUAGAGGCUGCCAUGAUCGCAAAUCCCACCGUGGAAGCCUUCAAGUACGAUCCCUACGAGAAAAAGUUCACUUCCGAAAAGUACGAGCACUCCCAAAUGCGCCAAAUGCGACUUCAAGCCAUCGAAGAGGCAAGAUCAGCCAAGAGAUUUGGCCUGAUUCUUGGCACCCUGGGACGCCAGGGAUCCACCAAAGUCAUGGAGUAUUUGCAGAAAAGACUGAAGCAGAUGGGCAAGGAGAGUGUCAUCAUUCUCCUGUCCGAAAUCUUUCCCAGCAAACUCAAACUCUUCAGAGACAUCGAUGCAUUUGUCCAGGUGGCCUGUCCAAGGUUAUCAAUUGACUGGGGUUCGGCGUUUGAGAAGCCCCUACUAACGCCAUAUGAAUUUUCUGUGGCCCUUGGAGAUGCUCCAUGGCGAUGCAAAGGUGAUGACCCAAAAAAUUCCUACCCCAUGGAUUUCUAUUCGUCACAGAGUUUGGGGCGUUGGACACCCAAUUUCAAACCAGAGGAUCCCCAGGAGGGUUGUGCUCGGAUCGCAGGUUCGGGCUGCUGUGGCAAAUGCGAGAAGGGAGACUUUGACGAUGCCAAGAAAGCCCCAGCGGCCACAUGAUCAGAAACAGGUGUUUGAGCAACAUUCAACGCAACAUCCGCAAGAAGUGUAAACGACAUAUUAAUAACCAUAGAGAUAUUGUAAUAAUAAAAGUGACAUGAUAGGAAAAUUAACAUGUCUGAGGGAAUGAGGAAUCUCUCUCAAUGUGACAACAAAUUAAAAUUAAUCAGACGGUGCAAAUAAAUCAGCCACUGUUUAAUUACA
Molecule: messenger RNA, 1789 nt
Organism: Phlebotomus papatasi
Lineage: Eukaryota; Metazoa; Arthropoda; Insecta; Diptera; Psychodidae
Gene: Dph1
Product: 2-(3-amino-3-carboxypropyl)histidine synthase subunit 1
Exons: 2
Coding region: 272-1585 (437 amino acids)
Biological process (GO): protein histidyl modification to diphthamide
Molecular function (GO): 2-(3-amino-3-carboxypropyl)histidine synthase activity
Source: RefSeq, a predicted model, not a curated record